GUGAUAAAUGACUGGCAGGCCAUGCACACUUCUGAAGUCAAGAAAUGUGGUGAGGUACUUCAAUGCCAUCACUGUUGGCCAGUCUGUCACAAAUACGGAAAUAAAGGACAUUGCCAAUUUUUGUUCCCGCAUGAGGUAGUGGAUUUUGACACUGAUACAAAUUCUGUCGUUCUUAUGUGUCGUGACGGUACUGUGAAAUAUUUCAAUCCUUACAUUCUUGUUUCUUGUCAUCACAACCACAACAUUAAGUGUAUUUUGUCCGGAAAGGGUGCUAAAGCUGCAAUGUUUUACAUUUCUGACUACAUCACCAAGAUGGAUGUGAAGACUUAUGAAGUCCUGUCCCUAUUA
Molecule: messenger RNA, 348 nt
Organism: Suillus paluster
Lineage: Eukaryota; Fungi; Basidiomycota; Agaricomycetes; Boletales; Suillaceae
Exons: 1
Source: RefSeq, a predicted model, not a curated record